GCGGCGUCGGCCGACCAGAAGGCCUUCCUCGAGAAGUACGCCGCCGAGGAGGGCGCCGUGACCAAGGACAGCGGCCUCAUCUACAAGGUGCUCAAGGACGGCACGGGCGGCUCGCCGGGCCUCGCGACGCCCUGCAGCUGCCACUACGAGGGCCGCCUCGCGACCAACUACCCGAGCGGCAAGACCUUCGACAGCUCCUACGCGCGCGGCUCGCCGACGACCUUCGCGCCGCGCCAGGUCAUCAAGGCCUGGACCGAGGCGAUGCAGGAGAUGAAGGUCGGCGCCAAGUGGGAGCUCGUGUGCCCGCCGGAGAUCGCCUACGGGUCGCGCGCCAUGGGCGCCGACAUCCCCGCGAACAGCGUCCUCGUCUUCACCAUGGAGAUGCUC
Aureococcus anophagefferens is the source of this 387-nucleotide messenger RNA. RefSeq lists its product as hypothetical. Gene Ontology annotation, molecular function: peptidyl-prolyl cis-trans isomerase activity. The annotation marks the transcript as partial. Lineage: Eukaryota; Pelagophyceae; Pelagomonadales; Pelagomonadaceae. The transcript has a single exon. The record is from RefSeq and is a predicted model, not a curated record. Gene Ontology annotation, cellular component: cytoplasm. Gene Ontology annotation, biological process: protein peptidyl-prolyl isomerization.